This is a messenger RNA of Capsicum annuum, 516 nucleotides long. RefSeq lists its product as uncharacterized. Gene Ontology annotation, cellular component: nucleus. The record is from RefSeq and is a predicted model, not a curated record. The coding region runs from base 1 to 516 and encodes 171 amino acids. Gene Ontology annotation, biological process: chromatin remodeling. Lineage: Eukaryota; Viridiplantae; Streptophyta; Magnoliopsida; Solanales; Solanaceae. The transcript is spliced from 2 exons.
AUGGGCUAUGAUGAUAUGCAUGAAGGCUUCGGGUUCAGGGAUAGAAAUGUUGAGGGAGCAGCUCUUUUAGAUUUUGCGAGGGCCUUUGGGUUAGUGGUUGUGAAUUCUAGCUUUUCGAAGAAGGAGGAGCAUCUGGUUACUUUUCGUAGCAGGCUAGCCAGGACUCAGAUUGACUUUUUGUUGCUUAGAAAGAGGGACAGUGCAUUGUGUAAGGAUUGUAAGGGGGACGUGGAUAGUAUGUGGGACAAGGCUACGGAAUGGAUCAAAGAGUCUGCUAGGGAGGUGUUGGGUGUCUCGAGGGGCUGGUCUGGUAAGUAUCGAGGGGAUUGGUGGUGGAAUGAAGAUGUUACGAAGAAGGUGGAGACGAAGAAGGCGGCUUAUGUUAAGUUGGUAGAGAGUAAGGAUGAAGAGGAGAAACGGGUUAGCAGAGAAGAGUAUAAGUUAGCUAAGAAAGAGGCUAAGUUAGCAAUUUCAGCUGCUAAGACAACAACUUUUGAGAGUUUGUAUAGGGGCUAG